Molecule: messenger RNA, 1185 nt
Organism: Ricinus communis (castor bean)
Lineage: Eukaryota; Viridiplantae; Streptophyta; Magnoliopsida; Malpighiales; Euphorbiaceae
Product: auxin-responsive protein IAA4
Exons: 4
Coding region: 157-732 (191 amino acids)
Biological process (GO): regulation of DNA-templated transcription
Cellular component (GO): nucleus
Molecular function (GO): protein binding
Source: RefSeq, a predicted model, not a curated record
UUGCAUUCACAUCUCCACAGCAAAACAAAACUCGUUUCCUCUCAUUACCUAAAAUCCUUGUUUUCUCUCUACAGCAAAGAAUAUAACAAGAACACACAGAAUUUCAUUUGGCUAAUCUUCAAGAUUUCUUUGCUUGACCCAAGCUUGAAUUGGAACAUGGAAGGUGCUGUUGCAUAUGAGAACGAUCUGAAUCUCAAGGCAACCGAGCUUAGACUAGGGUUGCCAGGGACAGAAAGAAAUGAAGAACAAGCUGCACUUUCUUGUACAAGAAACAACAAGAGACCAUUGCCGGAGACCAGAGAUGAGUGCGGAGAAAAGGCCAGUGAUUACACAGAAACUGCUCCUCCCCCCAAAGCACAGAUAGUUGGGUGGCCUCCAGUCCGAUCCUACAGGAAAAAUAACUUGCAGACAAAGCAGACUGAGGCGGAAUCUUCUGGGAGGUAUGUGAAAGUAAGCAUGGAUGGAGCUCCAUACCUUAGAAAGAUCGACCUCAAGGUUUACAAGGGCUACAAAGAACUCCUCAAGGCUUUACAGAGCAUGUUCAAAUUUACCAUAGGUGAGUACUCAGAAAGAGAAGGCUACAAGGGAUCAGAAUAUGCGCCUACUUAUGAGGACAAAGAUGGUGACUGGAUGCUUGUUGGAGAUGUUCCAUGGGAUAUGUUUAUGUCAUCCUGCAAAAGGUUGAGAAUCAUGAAAGGAUCGGAAGCAAGAGGCUUGGGCUGUGGAGUAUGAGAAACCCCACAACACAAGCAACAGCCACCCAAAGGAGCAGGAGAAAAAGACAAGAUUGUGUCUCCCAUGAAGAUAAAAUCUCUUAGCUUGGGUUCUCCAAGAAAGAAAUUCAAUCUGAAUCUCUGGGUCGCUCUAUUUUUGACUGACUCCAUUGCAGCUGCACUGGGAAAUUUUAAACAGGAAACAGAAAAAAAGAAAAACCAAAAGUUUAUUUUGGUUUUGGUUUGGACACUACGGUAUCAUUUUGUUGGUCCUUGUAAUCUCAUCAAGCCAAAACUUCAUGCUUGAAGAUAAUUCUUCAAGUACAAUAGUGUAAAUGGGAAAAAGAACAAAAGAACAAAAAAAGAAAGGAAAUCAAAAAUAGGGUUCUCCAAGUUUUGGUAUACUGUAGUAUUUUAUUCUGUAUACGAAACUAUAAAGUGUUAUAUACCAGAAGUGUGCGGUUAAUUACAA